UGUCCAUAGUUUGCUCUCUGGAAAUUCUAAGAUUGUAACAACAAAAAUAAUGGCCUCGGAAUUAAAUGUUGGCAAAUGGAAGAACGUAGCUCUCCUUGUCAUAGACAUGCAGAAAGACUUCAUAUUUGGCCCUAUGCAAGUAAAAGGAGGUCAAGCUAUCGUCCCUAACGUUAUCAAAGCUGUUGAGGUUGCAAGAAACUGUGGCAUUCACAUCGUUUGGGUUGUACGUGAGAAUGAUCCAUUAGGGAGAGAUGUUGAAUUAUUUCGUCGACACUUUAAACCAAAGCUGGCAUCAAAGGGUAGUGUUGGGGCUGAACUAGUUGAUGGGCUCGUUAUGGACGUAGAAGAGGAUUACAAGCUGGUCAAAACACGUUUCAGCGCAUUUCUUAACACUCACCUUCACUCAUAUCUUCAGACCAAUGGCAUUACUGAUUUGGUCUUCACUGGUGUCCAAACACCAAAUUGCAUACGGCAAACUGUAUUUGAUGCAGUAUCAUUGGACUAUAAACAAGUGACAGUUAUUACUGACGCCACAGCUGCUGCUACACCUGAUAUACACAUUGCAAACAUACUUGACAUGAAAAAUAUUGGAGUAGCAACCCCUACAUUGGAAGAAUGGUGCCAAUCUACAUAGCAAUUGAUCAGUUAAAUUCAGUAAUUAUCCUUAAUGCAUAUAUAUUAUAACUUUUUCUUUUAUCUGAUUGUAUUUGAUAUUUUAUGCAACGUUUUCAAUCCAGUUAUGUAUUCCGAUUAUACUGUCAGUGUCAGUGUAUAUAAGUUAAAUCUAUAUAUAUCUCCUAAUUCUUAGGGAUGGAAAUCAUUUUUUGAA
Nicotiana tabacum (common tobacco) is the source of this 829-nucleotide messenger RNA. Its product is annotated as putative inactive nicotinamidase At3g16190. The record is from RefSeq and is a predicted model, not a curated record. Lineage: Eukaryota; Viridiplantae; Streptophyta; Magnoliopsida; Solanales; Solanaceae.